This is a messenger RNA of Vespa mandarinia (Asian giant hornet), 604 nucleotides long. RefSeq names its product dynein light chain Tctex-type protein 2B. Gene Ontology annotation, biological process: microtubule-based movement. The record is from RefSeq and is a predicted model, not a curated record. NCBI's taxonomy places the organism in Eukaryota, Metazoa, Arthropoda, Insecta, Hymenoptera, Vespidae. Gene Ontology annotation, cellular component: cytoplasm; cytoplasmic dynein complex. Gene Ontology annotation, molecular function: dynein intermediate chain binding.
CAACAUAUCAUUGGUAUAAACAAGUCACAGUAUUACGAUUUUGUGCUACGUGUGAAAAGUGCUUGUAAUUUCUUUUAUAUUAAUUAAUUAUCAUUUGCAAAUGGAAAACGCUGACAUUAUUGAAAAUCAGGAUCAUCCGAAAAAGAACAAGACGGAAAGAUCAAAUGAUUUUCCAGAAAACCUAAAGAACCUGGAAGUGGAAAUAUUAGGUGCCGAAAACAGUGAAGUGUCUGAACCUGUAUAUCGAAUUCGUCCGCAUCUUUAUGAUAAGUUUAAGCCUUUAAGCGCAAAAGAAGUGAUACACAAUGUAUUGUUUGAUCAGCUCUCUACAAAAACAUACAAUGCUCAGGAUGCCGUCCAAUGGACCAAAGAUAUAGCAGACAUGAUUAAAGAAAAAAUUAAAGAAUUAAAAUUUAAGCGUUACAAAUAUAUCAUAAAUGUAGUCUUGGGGGAACAACACGGCGCUGGUAUAAAAAUGGGAACAAGAUGUAUUUGGGAUGCAGAGGCAGAUGCAUAUGCUUUCGACAGUUUUAUAAAUGAUACCAUAUUUUGUGUAGCUACUGUAUAUGCUAUAUAUUUUUAUUAAAAUGAGUAAAAAAUAUUA